Messenger RNA from Ostrinia furnacalis (Asian corn borer), 2078 nucleotides. RefSeq names its product zinc finger protein 300. Gene Ontology annotation, cellular component: nucleus. Gene Ontology annotation, biological process: regulation of DNA-templated transcription. The transcript is spliced from 7 exons. The coding region runs from base 421 to 1722 and encodes 433 amino acids. The record is from RefSeq and is a predicted model, not a curated record. Gene Ontology annotation, molecular function: zinc ion binding; RNA polymerase II cis-regulatory region sequence-specific DNA binding; DNA-binding transcription factor activity, RNA polymerase II-specific. NCBI's taxonomy places the organism in Eukaryota, Metazoa, Arthropoda, Insecta, Lepidoptera, Crambidae.
GUACUAAUUUGUACCUAUUUACUCUGGUUUUAUUGAGCUUCGGUCUUCUAUCAUUAAGCUUUUGAAAAAUCUGAUAGGCAGCAUAGUCCUUUUAUUUUCAGCUGGUUCUCUCUUGAAGAAGCGAAUUAAAAACUUCAAAACGUCAUUCAUGUCAAAUGUCAAUGUCAAAUUCACAAAUUGUAACUGACAUUUCGCCACAUAAACAUGAAAAAAUUAGCGUUUUCUUUGUUUUAAACAAAUUAUACGGUAAAUUUUAAAAUUAAGAAUAUCCCCAGAAAAUACAGGAUAUGACUCGAAUGUUAUUUAUUUCGUAAAAACUAUGGAUUUUGUGGAUUUCGCAUGAAGUAACCUUGGUCGCAAGAUUUUUACUAGCUAUUGUUUUAAAUGUACUAGUUCUAAUGAUGAAUUACUAAUUUUACAAUGGAUAUUAUACUACCUGUGUGUCGAGUGUGCCUCUCGACUGAGGCUAGCAAAGAUAUUUUUGACUUAAAAUCGCAACGAAGUGAUAAGACCUGCUCUGAAAUUGUAUUGUUUUGUCUUGGUAUUCAGGUGGACAAUGAUACAAAAGUCAGUACUAAGUUGUGUUUGAAAUGCUUUAGGAAAAUAGUCUCUUUCUACAAUUUUAAGUUACUGGCUCACAAAAAUGACGAGUAUUUAAAGAAUUUGGACCCUAACACUCAUAUAAAAAAAGAAACGUUGGAUGAAGGCUUAAAAGAUGAAAGUGUAUCUUGUGACAGUGAUGUGAAUGAAAUUGUUGAUGCCGAAAUUAAGUUAGAACCUGACCCCGUGAAGGACGAAGAUGUCCCAGAGGAGUGUCAGUCAGACGACGAGCUUCUGAGCGUGAUCAAGAAAAUUAAAUAUGAAUACAUUCCAGCAGACAAUGGAACCGAAACCAAAGAAAAUGAAAACCUCAAAACCAAGAAAGGGAAAAAAGGCAAAGAAAAAUCCAAAACUCAUAUCUGUGAUGAAUGCGGCAAAAGUGUGAAGGACCUAAAGGCGCACAUGCAACAACACGAGCCCAAAGAGAACCGGAAGAGGGUGCCGUGCACCUUGUGCGAUAAAACCUUCUCAACACACAAUGCGAGAUACAAACACAAGAGAAACAAACAUCUUGGAAUUAAAAUAUCUUGUCCUAUUUGUAAUAAAGCGGUGAUCAACAUCAAGCAGCACACACUGCAAAUGCACAAGGUGUCGGAGCUGCGUUACGAGUGCGUUCCGUGCGGGCGGCGCUUCAUCUCGCCGUCGGCGCGCGACGCGCACCAGACCGUGCACACCAAGGACCGGCCGCACGCCUGCGACCAGUGCGACAAGCGCUUCCGGAGCAAGCUCAGCUUGGUGCAGCACAAGCGACAAGUCCACGAUAAAGAGAAGACUCACUUGUGCCAGUUUUGUUCUAAAAGCUUUUUCAAGAAAUAUCAUCUUCAAGUUCAUUUACGCUCGCACACGAAGGAGAAGCCGUACGAGUGCAAGCAGUGCGGCAAGUCGUUCUCGUCGUCCACCAUCCUCAAGAACCACUCCUACACGCACGCGGCCGAGAAGACCUUCCGCUGCACGCUCUGCGACAUGAGCUUCGUGCGCUCGGGAUACCUCCGCGCACACAUGCUCAGCCACACUCGAGAGAAGCGGUAUCCCUGCAACUACUGCGGCAUGAAGUUCCACCGCUCCGACCACCGCAAGCGCCACGAGUUCACGGCGCACGAGAAACACUUGGCCUCCACGUGAUAUACGACUCUAAACCCACGAACGCAGGGCACAAAGUCGCGUGGGAUAAACAGCCAGGUUCACUCUAGCAAAACACGGUGUCCACGUUAAAUACGACUUUAAACAGACUCGCGCAAGGUACAAAGUCGCAUGGCAUAAACAAGUGCCAGGUUUACUGGAGCACAAAGCACGGCCUCCACGCGAUAUCGAACUCUAAACAGACGAGCGCAGGGUACAAAGUCGCGUGCGAUAAGCUAGAACCAAACCUGGUUCCUCGAGCCCAAAACACACAGUCCAUGUAAUAUCAAACUCUAAAAUGACAAGCGCAAGGCAUUUUUUUGCGUGCAGUAAAAAAUAUAACAUGAAAUACACGCAUU